UCCUGCAGUUCCUGACCAGGUAAAAUGAGCUCACCUUUGUCGAUGCUGAAGAAAACGAGGCGCACUCCACUGCAGAGCCCUCAGAAUGAGCAAUGGGGAGGACAAAAAGUGCCUUUCAGGGGGAAUCUCAUAAAGGAAUUUCAGACAGCUUUGGCUGAUGACGAUGAAUCCUCGGAUGUCAAACCUUCCUUGACCUCUCACACGGGAGCCAAUGAUGCCUCCAAUUCAAAAUCAAAAGCCCCAUUAAAGAAAGGUAGUGCACCAAGCGACUUUGAGCUGAUGUCUGCCAUGAUGCAGCGGGUGAGCCUGCUGGAGAAAACAGUGAUGAGCCAGGCACGGGAGAUCGAGAGAAAGGAUGAAAGGAUUUCAGCGUUGGAGAAAAAUCAGAGGCUUAUAAAAGAAUCAGAGGGUACUCUUCAUCCUUGUGGCAGAGAUGAUCUUGAGAGAAGAUGCCAACAGCUGCAAAAUCAAGUGCAAGAAAUGGAUAGCUUUCUGAAUGACUAUGGUUUGAUCUGGGUGGGAGAUGGUGAGAGCAGUGACUCUGCAGAGAGUGAGCAGCCACAUAACUUAGAGCAAGGCCUCUGGCAGCCAGACACAUCUGUGGUCAGGAGCUUCCACAUGAAUGUUGACCUGGUGCUGCAGAGGAUCAACGAGCUGAACAUCCUGGCAGGAGAGGGAGAGUGUUUCGUUCAAUCCACAUCCACGGGGGCACACUUGGCAAAAAAGGACCCUGUUCAGCUGAGUCUCUACAGCAACGGCAUUGUCAUGUUUGACGGUCCUUUCCGCUCGUAUCAGGAGCGCAGCACCCAGCGGUGCAUGCAAGAUCUGAUGGACGGGUAUUUUCCAUCUGAGCUUCAAGAAAUAUUUCCAGACGGUGUGCCUUUUGAGGUUAAUGACAGGCGAGAUGAGGAUUUUAUCACCAGGCUACCGUGGAAUAAUUUUCCAGGCGAAGGACAGGCUGUCCGUGGGGAGAAAAAUGAAACAUCCAAUACUGUCAGCUCUCAGUUACCUGGCAAGAAGUUGAGCGUGGAUCAGUUCCUGAGCAGGUUACCAAAGGCAGUAGUGAAGGCUGGCCGUGUGGUUGAUAUCAGGGACUCCCUGAGGGCCGCCCUGCAGUGCUCUCACCAGGGUUCAUCUCCUGCUGGGAGCAGCAGCUCGAUGAUCCUCAUAGACACGCCGGCCCUGCAAGCGAUGAAAGAGAGACUGCAGACUUCCAGCUCCGAUCGGCCUCGGUCCCCCUGUGAUGUCAUCACAAUGAAAGUGAAGUCAGAAGACGGGAAUCAUACUUACGUACUGAAAAUGAGCUUCUCAGAAACAAUCGGUCAGCUGCGACAGUAUCUGGACAAACACAGAGGGGGUGGUCUCCCUGGUUAUGACAUCAUCAGUGCGUACCCACAGCACCGCUACGAUGAGGACCGCCAGACGCUCAGAUCAUGUGGCCUCACGACUAAUGCUUCUCUGCUGCUGCGAAAAAGAGGCAGAAACAGCCUCAUUCACUGAGUGAAGUCAAUAAAAUAAGAUUAUAAAAGAUGAGGUAUCGGCCUUUACCGCAGCAGAAAUGUUGGCUUGUCAUAGAAAAACACAGCUGUUUAAUAACAUUAAUGUUUGCUUUGUUUUAUGUAAGCGUCCCAGUAAGUAGGACAGUGAACCAGCACGCAGCCUGACCCCCGCCUGGGAUGUUACGUAACAUGAGGACAGGGUGUCUCCAAAGUGGGUGGUCCCGCGUGACUGAAUGCAUGUAACCGAUACCGGAAACAGAUUAUUUUUCACUGGCAAAGGAAACAGUAUGAGUAAUAGAUCAAGUCAUGGUCCUUUCCCGAUCUGCUCAUAAAAUACUUUUCACGGCUGAUACAAAUCCAGUAUAUCGGAUCAGUGCAUCAUUAGUUAUAGAAAGCUGGAACUCGUGGCUUUCGGCACAGAAGGGAUGAAAAUGUUUUACACCAAAUCAAAUAAAGUUAAAACACAUGGCAAAAUGU
Molecule: messenger RNA, 1976 nt
Organism: Trematomus bernacchii (emerald rockcod)
Lineage: Eukaryota; Metazoa; Chordata; Actinopteri; Perciformes; Nototheniidae
Gene: ubxn11
Product: UBX domain protein 11
Exons: 14
Coding region: 25-1500 (491 amino acids)
Biological process (GO): proteasome-mediated ubiquitin-dependent protein catabolic process
Molecular function (GO): ubiquitin binding
Source: RefSeq, a predicted model, not a curated record